AUGACCGCGCCCAAUACUCCCGUUAGCGCAUGCCCGAAGCCGUACGUCAAACACCCGGAAGGUGUUCAGAUCACGAAGAUUCCAUCAGCAGGCCAACAAAGUGCGUCGACUACCCAUAACUUCGUUAAACGUCCUCAUAACUGCGGACCCAAAGUGGUUCGCGUUUUCGAACCGUCGAAAAAUGGGAGCAAGUACGUCCUGUUGGAUAACGGACACUGGUACAGAUUGAGGUAUGCGUCGAAGGCCCGCCAACUGAACGGUCAGCAGCAUGUCGAAGCCGUUGGCUUGAGUAACGCGCCAGUCAUUGAUUCGGGUGAGGGUCAGCGGAAGCAGGCAGAAUCAAUUCGCCAGUGCCUUACUGGCUCGACGUCUUUAUUCAAAGCCGACACCCUCGAAGACUACAACCGAGAGGUCAAAAAGGUUCUCGCAAGGCUGAAGGAGAUGGAAAAGCAAGUUACAAAGAUUCUCAUUCUUCAACAAGGUAAGGAGGACCAAAAGGGCCAAGCCAGCGAAGAUGGAAGGGGAAGCGUUGAGGGCAAGAAGGGCAUCAAAGGCGAGAAUACAAAAAAAGGCAGCUCGCGCCGGAAGAGACCCCAGGAAAUGAAAUGGCAUGAACAUCAGUUCGUGGCAAGAAAUGGUCUGCUGAGUGCCUGGGGCAAAAACGAUGACAGGAGAGGGCACAAGUUACGACAUCGCUGCACAUGGAUUCCGGUGCCGGAGGAGAGGCCCAUUGAGCAGCUUUCGGGGAAUGUGGAAGUCCCAGGCCUGGUCUUGACGAGUCCAGAGGGGGGCAACUUCUCAUUGCGCGAUCCCACCGAGUCAUGA
This is a messenger RNA of Neurospora tetrasperma FGSC 2508, 825 nucleotides long. RefSeq lists its product as uncharacterized. The coding region runs from base 1 to 825 and encodes 274 amino acids. The record is from RefSeq and is a predicted model, not a curated record. The transcript has a single exon. NCBI's taxonomy places the organism in Eukaryota, Fungi, Ascomycota, Sordariomycetes, Sordariales, Sordariaceae.